CAGGAGGUCUUAAGUGCAACCAGUUAAUUUAUUACUUUGCAAGAAACUGAUUAAAGUUUUGCAGCUUAUCGUACAUUCAUCGCAAGAAGAGGUACCUAUAUCUAUCGAUAUCGAUAUCAGUAAAUUUUGUUGUGUCUCAUUCCUAAUACGUCAAAAAUACCAUGUGCGUGCGGUUGAUCUGCGAUUAAAUAUAUUAUAUACGAAUAUCUCGCGAUUUUUUUGGUUAAAUAGUGCCAUGGAUUACGCUGUAGGCAGCGUGGCAGCUUUAAUAUCCGGCAAUGUGACUCCUAAUCGCCCUAAACUUAUUAAAAAGGCCUUAACUCCUAUGAAACAUCAGCCAUCGCCGAAUGUUACACCUAAAAGUGAGUUGGUUGAUGAUAGAUCAAUUUUCCUGUCUCCCUCCUUGCAGAAGAAGAAAGCUAUAGUCAAGAAGUCGCCCAAGAGAAUCUUUGAGAACCCAGAUUUGGACGUAACCAAUGACAGUGAAGGUAAUUCUAGUUUACCAAGUCCGCAUGCUGACAAAGUAAAGAAGCACUUAAAAGAAGACUUAGAAGCUGAUAACAUGGCUAAAACUGGUCCUGAAAGUCAAAAAUCUCCGAAGAAAGGCAAAGGUAAGCUCAAUAAGUCUGUAGAGCCAGGUACACCAAAGAAAAAUAAGAAAGUAAAUCAAUUUAAUGAGGGUGAUGAACCUGUGGAUAGUGUUCAAAUUGUAAAUGAGAGCACACCUACAAAGAAGAAAAAGCAAAAGACUUCAAUAUCUGUGUCAGUAGAUGAAGAGAAAAGUGAUAAAGAAAACUCAAAUAAAAACUCUGCAACUAGUCUUGAUUUUACAGCUACUGGAAGAAAUAAAAAGAAACGUAAAUCAAGUAAUGUGACUGAAGAAGUGAGUCAAAAUGGUGAAUCUGUUGCAGAGGAUGAAAGGGGAGGAAGUCCUAAGAAACAAAAAAAAACAGACCCUGAAGAAAAUCAAAAUCAGGAAACACUUGUUACAGAAAAUCAAGGCAAAUCUAAGAAGAAAAAUAAAAAGAAUAAGAAAAAGAAUAAUAAACCACAAAACAAUGAAACAAGUGCUGGAACAGAAACUGUAGACGAAAAUGAAUCAAUGAAUCAAGCAGUACCAAAAAAGAAGAAAAACAAAAAUAAAGGAGUUGUUAAUCCAAAUGCAAUUACAAAUCAAGAUUCAGAUUCGGAACACGAAUCUGAUAAUGAGAUAGAAUCUGAUACGGAACAGACAAAUAAAGAAAUACUAGACACAGGACCGGUUGAAGACAGUUCUGAUGAAGAAGAAGAAAAAACAAAGGCAGAGAAAGAAGAAAAUAAAGAGAAAAGAGAAGUAAAUAGCGCAGAAGUAAAAAGAACUCUUUUUGUAGGCAAUGUGCCAUUUAGCAAUAAAUGCAAAAAGGAAAUUAAGAAGAUUUUCAGCAAAUACGGACAGAUAGAGACAGUUCGUAUCCGCACAAUCCCAGUGAAAGACGCUCGAGUGACCCCUAAACUGGCGGUGAUCAAGAAUGAGCUGCAUCCGGAGCGAUCCACUGUCCAUGUGUACGUCAAGUUCAAAGAUGAGGAGUCUGUUGACAAGGCCCUAGCAGAAAACAAUACAGUGCUAAACGCCCACCACCUGCGCGUAACCCGCAGCGACUCCACCGGGGCGGAACACGACCCACGCAGCGCCGUGUUCGUGGGGAACCUGCCCUUUGCGAUAGAAGAUGACGUAUUGAGGAGGAAGUUUGAGAAAUGUGGAGAUAUUGAGUCUGUAAGGAUUGUCAGGGAUAAGAAGACUAAUGCUGGGAAAGGUUUCGGCUACGUAAACUUCUUAUCGAAAGACAGCGUAGAAUUAGCCUUGUCUAUGACUGAAGAAGACUUGACCAUAAAGAACAGAAUACUUCGCGUCAAUCGCUGCACUAUGGGCAAUCAGAAGAGAGAUCAAGGCAAACCUGGUAGGCAGGGAAACCCUGGAAAAUUCCAAGGAAGACCCGGAAAUUCUGGAAGGUUCCAGGGAAGACCUGGAAAUUCCGGGAAAUUCCAAGGAAGACCCGGAAAUUCUGGGAAAUUCCAAGGAAGACCCGGAAAUUCUGGAACAUUCCAAGGAAGGCCAGAUAAUGCAGGGAAGUUCCAAGGAAGGCCUGGCAAUCCGGGGAGGUUCCAAGGGAAACCGGAUAGAUUCCAGGGGAGACAGGGGAAGCAAGAGGAAAGUGAUGGGGCGUACAGACGGAUCAUGAAUAAACGACAAAAUGAGGAGAGCGCCGCUGGGCCUCCUAACAAGCGGCCGAACACCGCUCAGCCUAACAAGGAGAAGAAACCGAGGAAGGAGUUCGUAGGCAUGACCUCGGAGAAAAAAAAGAAACACAAGUUCGACAAAGGUUCGAAAAAGAAGAAGGCACUGAGUGAGAUAUUGACGAAGUUCAACUAACGACGCAUAAUGCUUGUUAUAAUUGUAAUAAAUCGUGUGAUAGGUACCGUAAGUUAUUGUUUUGUGUUACUUUUGUCGUAUUAAAGACUAUUACAUUUAUUAA
This is a messenger RNA of Pectinophora gossypiella (pink bollworm), 2513 nucleotides long. RefSeq lists its product as uncharacterized. Bases 236 to 2410 code for a protein of 724 amino acids. Gene Ontology annotation, molecular function: RNA binding. Lineage: Eukaryota; Metazoa; Arthropoda; Insecta; Lepidoptera; Gelechiidae. The transcript is spliced from 6 exons. The record is from RefSeq and is a predicted model, not a curated record.